Molecule: messenger RNA, 1044 nt
Organism: Daphnia pulicaria
Lineage: Eukaryota; Metazoa; Arthropoda; Branchiopoda; Diplostraca; Daphniidae
Exons: 2
Coding region: 306-1013 (235 amino acids)
Source: RefSeq, a predicted model, not a curated record
CUGCUCGCGUCGUGUCUGGCUUCCCAUAGUCGGCACUUGGUUUGCGGAAUUUCGCCACUCUACCCAACUUCUCUUCCUUCACUUGAAUUACCGCCCGACGCCUUAGCCACAACUGGACAUCGCAGCACCAGCAGCCUGGAUCUACCUCCUGCUAGGACCAUCUUUCCAGCUGAGAUAGAGCCACACCAAUCGAAGGAGCCCUUUCUACAAUUGACGUCGCUCCCGGCCCGUCUGCAAUCCGAGACAACGCCGUCACUUACCUUCUCUUUACUUCUGGAAAAACCUCAUUCUAGAGAGAACCCAGGAUGGCCCACACGAACGAAAACAUCAUCAGAGCAGAGGCCAUUGUAAAAGACUGCUUCACUGCCUCGCUCCUAGCCGGAGAUCGGAACGGCAUCCGCGAGAGACUCUCCCGGAUUCUCCCAGCAGGAGCUUAUCCACUCUGCAACCUCCGGAGCGGAUAUGAUCCUACCCAAUCCGGGCCCUCCGGAUCUGGAUAUACAACUCGACAUCAACCCAUGAGACGCCGGGGAGCUCCAUAUGGAGCCAGACCUCCACCAUCCAUUCCGAUGGCUUACCUCUCAGUCGCCCAGCGAGACGAACUGCAACAACUGGAGCAAGAAAAAAGCAGACAAAUAUUAGCCCGGGCUGAAGCACGGGAAGCUGGCAGCUUCAUCGCUCAAGAGGAGCGCCGACUGGCUACCAUGGCGAAUAUCAAUCUACAACAGGCCGAAUUGGACCGCCAAAAAGCGGCUCUCCAACGUCCACCAUCAUUCAUCCCUGGAAAACGGAAUGCAUUCAGCCCAGGGCAGCAAACGUCAUCACUGACUCCACAGAUCCCACUGCUAAAAAUUACAAUUCCGGCCACUUCAACUACGGAUGCUGAAAGCCAACUCCUUGCAUCACCAAGCAAGGAUGUUACAAUGAAAGACAAAAUUUCUGAUCGGUCCGAAGAACUUUUUGGCCGGAAUACACCACUUACCAUUUCUGAUGAUGUAACACUCACAAAAUAACCAAAAAAAUAAUAAAUGGCACUAGCAACAA